UAUCCCACGGUCGUACAGGGACAUCGGAAUAACAUGCAGAAGUUCAGGAAUUGUGUUAUUCUGACUCGAGUAGGGGGCUUCUACGAGCUCUACUUUGAGCAGGCUGAAGAGCUAGCUCCGUUACUGAACCUGAAGCUCGCCGUCAAGAAGACCAGCGCGGGACCUGUUCCCAUGGCAGGAUUUCCCUUCUUCCAACUAGAUCGGUUUCUGAAGGUACUCGUCCAAGACUUGAAUAAAUACGUGGCUAUCAGCGAAGAGUUUGCCAAUGCCGCUGAGGAUAAAGCCCGGGGUGGUCUGCUAUUUGAUCGCAGGGUAGCCAGAAUUAUCACGCCAGGUACCCUAAUCGACGAGAAGUUUAUGGACCCUUCGGAGAACAAUUUCUUGCUGGCGGUUUAUAUCGACGUGCCGGCCUUGAAAGCGCAACUAGAACAACAGGAGGGUGAUUUGUCUGCGCAGCAGCACAUAUUGUCUUCCGCAUCCCAGCGCGUUGGCUUGUCCUGGCUCGACUUAUCCACAGGAGAUUUCUUUACACAAUCGACUACCACUCAGAUGCUUCCGUCGGCGAUUGCUCGGAUCGGAGCGCGGGAGAUACUCGUGGAACAGAAACUUCAGGACCUGAUCGGACAGGAGCUGCAACUUCUGGUUGGGCAUGACCAUCGCUUGAUGACAUUUUUCGCAUAUCCCAGCAAGAUUCUACCUAUAGCACAGUGGAGCUCUGCGCUUGAGGCGCCAGUAGCUGACCAAGAUUCUGAUGCUUUCACGCCGGAAGAGGUCGCAGCCGGUUAUAGCUUGCUGGAGUAUAUCAGAGUUCAGCUGCAGGGCUUGAAUCUGAAACUUCAGCCGCCUCGUCGUCGACAUCUGAAUGAGUCUAUGAACAUUGACCGGAACAGUCUGAGAGGCCUGGAAAUUCUCGAAACGGCGCGGGAUGGCUUUGGGAAAGGAAGUUUACUACAUGCGGUGCGCCGGACGUCUACCAAAAGUGGACCACGUCUGCUGAGAGAUCGCCUGACAUCCCCUUCCACAUCAUUGCAGGUAAUCAACGAACGGCUCGACCUUGUAUCGGUCUUUCUCGAGAAUAGUAAUUUACGCGACAGUGUAAUUCAACUGCUGAAGCGAAGCUACGAUGCUCAACGCUUGGUCCAGAAAUUCACCUUGGGGAGAGGAGACGCGGACGACCUGAUCUGCCUUGCCAGGGCCAUCCAGGCUUCGAGAGAGAUCAAGAUGGUUUUAUCAAGCCAAGAUAACAGCCGACUUGAUAGUUUGCCUCAUACACAGUCCAUCGAUGCCAAGCGUAGUGUCUCAGCUAUGACCGGUCGACUCUGUCUGGAUGGACCGACCAUGCUGGCGGAUCGGAUCUCAGCUGCCAUUGACGAAGAAGGUCUACUGCAGAAGCAGCGUCUUGAGGAUGAUACGGCUGCUGAAGCGGCGAUUCUGGCGCAGGAAGUAGCCAUGAGUGAGGGACUUCCUGGAGAAGUGGAGGCGCUUCCAAAAAAAGUGAGAGCUAAGAACAGCGAUCAAUCCAAGACCUCGGUGGAAGAGACAACCGCGCCGGACACUUGGAUCAUGAGGCGCAAUGCCAGCGCGGCUCUUCUUGAGCUACAUGAGUCCUUGGACCGGCUGCAGGAUGAAAAGAUGCGUCUUACUCAACGUCUUCGCGAAGCCGUCGGGUCUUCUGCCCUCUCGUUGAGAUGGACUUCUGGCCUGGGACAUAUUUGCCAUGUCAAAGGAGCCAAAAUUUCCCAGCAGUCUCUAGAGGAGCUAGGUGUAACGCGGAAUGUGUCUUCAACCAAAUCGACACGGUCCUUUUACCUUCCCGCCUGGACGGCGUUGGGUGACCGAAUGGACCAGGUGAAAGUCCAAAUCCGACAGGAGGAACAGGCGAUCUUUGAGACACUGCGCCGCGAAGUGAUUCUCAACCUAGUGAAGAUCAGACGCAACGCUGCCGUAAUGGACGAGCUUGAUGUUGCGUGUUCUUUCGCCACCUUGGCUGAAGAGCAACGUCUAAUACGUCCGAUCCUCACCAGUGGAGUAACGCACAAAAUCGUUGGGGGAAGGCAUCCAACAGUCAAGCUUGGGCUUGAGGAGCAAGGGCGACAGUUCGUCAGUAACGACUGCUUCCUGGGCGAUUCGGAGAGGAUCUGGCUCAUCACUGGUCCGAACAUGGCCGGUAAAAGCACGUUCCUGCGCCAAAAUGCGCUCAUCACCAUUUUGGCACAGGUUGGGUCAUUCGUGCCUGCUGAGUAUGCGGAGAUUGGCAUUGUAGAUCAGAUAUUCAGUCGGAUUGGGGCGGCUGACGAUUUAUUCCGAGAUCAGUCCACUUUCAUGGUGGAGAUGCUGGAGACAGCCACCAUAUUGAAGCAGGCGACAGCGCGCUCCUUUGUUAUCAUGGAUGAGGUUGGCCGCGGGACAACGCCAGAAGACGGGACAGCCGUCAGUUUUGCCUGUCUGCACCAUCUGCACUACCGCAACAAGUGCCGGACGUUGUUCGCAACGCAUUUCCAUGCUUUAGCUGACAUGACCGAGGAGUUUGAGGCACUGGGGCGAUACUGUACCGAUGUGAAAGAGACCGCUUCGGGGUCGUUCUCAUUUGUCCAUCGACUGCGCGAGGGAGUGAACCGUGACUCCCAUGCGCUGAAAGUCGCGCAGCUCGCAGGAUUGCCGAAGGAGACCCUAGAGAUGGCCAGUCGAGUGCGACAGUCGUUGGGUAACCGCGCUCCAUGGUCUUCGGGCGGCAGCGAUAGCCAUACUAUCGCGUCAGCCACCGCGUAGUGCCCGUUACUCCUGACCCUCUAUGUACAUGUACCACAUCUUCUUGUGUGUUGCACUUUUGCUCGA
Molecule: messenger RNA, 2835 nt
Organism: Aspergillus novofumigatus IBT 16806
Lineage: Eukaryota; Fungi; Ascomycota; Eurotiomycetes; Eurotiales; Aspergillaceae
Product: mismatch repair ATPase MSH1
Exons: 3
Coding region: 34-2769 (911 amino acids)
Biological process (GO): mismatch repair
Cellular component (GO): nucleus
Molecular function (GO): ATP-dependent DNA damage sensor activity; ATP binding; mismatched DNA binding
Source: RefSeq, a predicted model, not a curated record